This is a messenger RNA of Fonsecaea nubica, 1932 nucleotides long. RefSeq lists its product as hypothetical. Gene Ontology annotation, molecular function: copper ion binding; oxidoreductase activity. The transcript has a single exon. The record is from RefSeq and is a predicted model, not a curated record. Lineage: Eukaryota; Fungi; Ascomycota; Eurotiomycetes; Chaetothyriales; Herpotrichiellaceae. Bases 1 to 1932 code for a protein of 643 amino acids.
AUGUCUGCAGAGCAAAAGAGCACUCAAGGGCAGAAUGCCACUCCAUAUUUCGGUGCGGGAGUGCCGUCAAGUGGGAAAGAUACUGGCGUGCAUUCGAAAGGCUCUCGAAGAACAACAUACCUCGUUUUCUCCGUGGUCGUUGUAGUGGUUGUACUGGGACUGGCGCUAGGGCUGGGUCUUGGACUGGGACUAAAUCAUUCUAACAAGGGUCAAUCGAAAAGCACCGCUGGUGCUCCCUCGUCGUCAAACAGCUCGUCGCCCACCGAGGACUCACAUGCAUCUCUACUGGUUCCUCCAUGGAGAUCAAAUGUUGAAGACUACACCCUCGACAUGGCAGGCUGGGACUUCAAUGCAUCGCCGACCACACGCGAAUACAAUUUCACCAUUGAUGAGAUCGAGCUGUCGCCGGAUGGUGUCUUCCGUGAGGUCAUCGCCAUCAAUGGUCGUAUCCCAGGCCCGCUGAUUCGUGCUAAUGUGGGCGAUCGGAUUCUCGUCCAUGUUCAAAACAAUCUCCGGAACGGGACUGCCUUUCACUGGCAUGGGCUUUACCAGAAUGGUACAAACUGGAUGGACGGUACGUCCGGAAUAACGCAAUGCCCUAUUCCACCGGGGGCAAGUUUCACUUAUAACUUUACCGUGGAAAACCAGUUCGGAACUUAUUGGUAUCACACCCACUAUUCGACCACGAAUGGAGAUGGACCAGUCGGACCACUAAUUAUACAUUCACCAGAUGAGCUCAAACUGCAAAAGCUCUAUGACGUGGACCAGGUUAUGCUUAUCCAAGACUGGUACCAUGACUAUAGCCAGGCCCUUUUGCCCGACUACCUCUCAAGCGGCAAUGAGAAUAGUGAGCCCGUGCCUGACAAUGGCUUGAUUCAGGGUACCAACUAUUUCAACUGUUCAACACUCGACUCCGAUAGUGGCUAUGUCUGCGAGCAAAACUCGACACGUGCGGUGUUUACGGUUGAGCACGGCAAACGUUAUCGGUAUCGGCUGAUCAACACGGGAGCUUUCGCGACAUUCGAAUUCUCAAUAGACAACCAUGCCCUCUCCGUUAUUGAAGCGGAUGGAAUCGCGACAGAGCCUCUUUCUGUGCACCGACUCGACAUUGCUGUGGCGCAGAGAUACUCAAUCGUCGUCAACGCCAAUCAGACGGCAGGAUCGAACUACUGGAUUCGAGCCCAGAUGAACACGUUCUGCUUCGGAACCAAUCCGAUCCUCGACCCUAAUGUUAUGGCAUUGAUAACGUAUACCAAUAGCACAGACGUGCCAGUCAAUUCGACAGACUGGAAGGAUGCGAUGGAUGUUGAAUGCGUCGGUCUGAACUCGUCAUUGUUGACGCCGCUCUUCGAAUCAGAAGCACCACCAGCCAGUAUAAUGUACGCCAUCGCGGCAAAUUUCCAGAUUGGAGACUAUGCCCUGGAUCGUGCCUUUAUCAAUGGGACCUCCUGGGUGAUGGCCGAUGUGCCCACAUUGAACCAAGCCGUAGCUGGCCUCCAGGCGGGCAAUGCCUCAUUUACGACCUCUGGAGUCAGCUCAGCAUUCAGUGCCAGUCAAUAUGUCAUUGACAUUCCCGAUUACGCUGUGGUGGAUCUUUUGAUCACCAACUACGACGAAGGAGCCCAUCCUUUCCAUCUCCACGGUCAUACCUUUUGGGUUCUUGCCUCGUCUCCGGAUCAGUACUUCGACUGGUCAACCUAUGAUAGCUUGAAUCGGACACUUUCGAAUGUCAUGCGACGAGACACGCUCAUGGUUGACGCAUACGGCUGGGCGCUCAUCCGAUUUGUUGCAGACAACCCCGGACUUUGGGCCUUACAUUGCCAUAUCAGUUGGCAUAUGGAGGCGGGUCUCCUGAUGCAAUUCCAGGCCAGGAGCGACAUUAUGAGGACAUGGACUCUACCUUCGGACGUGUUGGGGCUCUGUGCAGCCUGA